Molecule: messenger RNA, 1493 nt
Organism: Macrosteles quadrilineatus (aster leafhopper)
Lineage: Eukaryota; Metazoa; Arthropoda; Insecta; Hemiptera; Cicadellidae
Product: tubulin beta chain-like
Exons: 9
Coding region: 82-1431 (449 amino acids)
Biological process (GO): microtubule cytoskeleton organization; mitotic cell cycle
Cellular component (GO): cytoplasm; microtubule
Molecular function (GO): GTPase activity; structural constituent of cytoskeleton; GTP binding
Source: RefSeq, a predicted model, not a curated record
AUUUUGGUCCAGUCUUUACACACAGUCUUCGCCGCGUGGUUCUAGCCUUGCAGUGGUCCGAUUUUGAGUUGUGUUCAAAUAAUGAGGGAAAUCGUACAUUUACAAGCUGGACAAUGUGGAAACCAGAUUGGUGCCAAGUUCUGGGAGAUAAUUUCUGAUGAGCACGGGAUUGAUCCCAGCGGCAUCUAUCACGGAGACAAUGAGCUUCAACUGGAGAGAAUAGACGUCUACUACAAUGAGGCUGCUAGGGGGAAGUACGUUCCCAGAGCGAUCCUGGUGGAUCUUGAGCCUGGUACCAUGGACUCUGUCAGGUCGGGACCGUUCGGACUUCUAUUCCGCCCAGACAACUAUGUGUUUGGCCAAAGCGGCGCUGGCAACAACUGGGCCAAAGGACACUACACGGAGGGAGCAGAGCUAGUAGACUCUGUGCUGGACGUGUUACGACGAGAAGCAGAGAACUGUGACUGUCUCCAGGGGUUCCAGCUGGCCCAUUCCCUGGGCGGAGGCACAGGCUCCGGAAUGGGAACACUUCUUAUUUCCAAGAUCAGAGAGGAAUACCCAGACCGCAUCAUGAACACAUUCAGUGUUGUCCCCUCUCCGAAGGUGUCAGAUACAGUGGUUGAGCCAUACAACGCAACUCUCUCAGUGCAUCAACUCGUAGAGAACACUGAUGAAACAUUCUGCAUCGACAAUGAAGCUCUCUAUGACAUUUGCUUCCGCACGUUGAAGUUGACCUCGCCGACUUACGGCGAUCUCAAUCACCUAGUUUCGGUGACCAUGUCUGGCGUCACCACAUGCCUGAGGUUCCCCGGGCAGCUCAACGCAGAUCUCCGUAAGCUAGCAGUUAACAUGGUUCCAUUCCCACGACUCCACUUCUUCAUGCCAGGGUUCGCUCCUCUCACGGCCAGAGGCAGUCAAUCAUAUCGGGCCUUGUCAGUGCCAGAGCUCACUCAGCAGAUGUUUGAUGCCAAGAACAUGAUGGCAGCGUGUGAUCCCAGGCAUGGAAGGUAUCUCACAGUGGCAGCCAUCUUCCGAGGCAUGAUGUCCAUGAAAGAAGUGGAUGAACAGAUGCUUAAUGUGCAGAACAAGAACUCAGGAUACUUUGUUGAAUGGAUUCCGAAUAAUGUCAAAGUAGCAGUAUGCGACAUUCCACCAAGAGGGCUCAAAAUGUCUGCAACUUUCAUCGGAAAUACAACAGCAAUACAAGAAAUUUUCAAGCGUAUUUCGGAGCAGUUCACAGCCAUGUUUCGACGAAAGGCUUUCUUGCACUGGUACACUGGAGAGGGCAUGGACGAAAUGGAAUUCACAGAGGCCGAGUCCAACAUGAACGAUCUGGUCUCAGAGUACCAGCAAUAUCAGGAAGCAACAGCAGACGACGAUGUUGAAUUCGAUGAAGAGGAAGGGGAAGUAGCGGCAGAAGAGACUGAAUAAAAUUAUAAUUAUGAAUUUAUUUUUAACGUCACGAUGUAAUAAAACAUUUUCUUACACAUGGA